Austrofundulus limnaeus is the source of this 546-nucleotide messenger RNA. It is a transcript of the gene atp6v1g1, whose product is annotated as ATPase H+ transporting V1 subunit G1. Gene Ontology annotation, biological process: synaptic vesicle lumen acidification. Gene Ontology annotation, molecular function: ATP hydrolysis activity; proton-transporting ATPase activity, rotational mechanism. The record is from RefSeq and is a predicted model, not a curated record. Gene Ontology annotation, cellular component: synaptic vesicle membrane; vacuolar proton-transporting V-type ATPase complex; vacuolar proton-transporting V-type ATPase, V1 domain. NCBI's taxonomy places the organism in Eukaryota, Metazoa, Chordata, Actinopteri, Cyprinodontiformes, Rivulidae.
GUAAGAACCGGCGCCUGAAGCAGGCCAAGGAGGAGGCGCAGGCUGAGAUCGAACAGUACCGCCUGCAGAGGGAGAAGGAGUUCAAGACCAAGGAGGCAGCUGCUCUUGGUUCCCAUGGUAACAGUGCAGUAGAGGUGGACCGCGACACGGCUGAGAGGAUGGCUCGUAUCCAGGAGAGUUACCGUGGUAACCGGGAGGCGGUGCUGAACGACCUGCUGCGACGUGUCUGCGACAUCCAGCCAGAGUUUCACGCCAACUACCGUGUGGCGGGCUAAAGGGGCGGGGCCAUAACCACAGGGUCCUGCUUCCUGAUUGGUUGUUGUUGUUUUCUGUGUUAAUGUUUACAAGGUAUUUAUAUUUCAAAAUAAAUCUGUUUGUCUAGUUAAAUGCUAACUGAAACUAUCAAAAUAAAAGUCCUGAAAAGCCAACCAACUCAGAGAACUGUUCUGAAACCUGAUUGGCUGAAGAGAUAGUAGUUUCCUGUUUGUGAGCAUGUGACUUCCUGUUCUCUGUGAUGUGAUUAAAAUUAAAGUCAAGUUGAUUUAA